AACGGUACGGUUCAUACACACGUUUAGGACGAAAUUAUGCUUUUGAAUGCACCAUCUUGAACUUUUGAUUUCUUGACGAGAGUCUAUUGAAAGCGUGUCUUUAGCUCGGGUAGCAGGUGUUCAGUGACCAAGUUUUUGCGACUCUUCAGUGGAUUCGUGCACCGCAGAUCAACAGAAUCGCAGCAUUAGCCGUUUAUUCGUUUACGAGGAGUUUGCACCGGACAUUUUUGGGUUAUGUGAUUUUUGUUGAAUCCUGGCUAACCUGUUGUAUACAUAAAGUAUUCUGGAUACCAAAUUAACCACUUAAGAAAAUUAAUCUAGCACUAUUUUAUCCAGAGCCCACCCGCCGGGUCCGAAUGGAUGAAGGCACGACCAACGCACACCGGUUUGGAUUUUAAACGUCUCUACAAGAAACGUCGAAUGCCGUGAGAAUAGUCGCAACGAUCGGGUAGAUAAUCCGUUCGGGAAACGACAAAACAACGCGGGUUUAUAGGAGAUAUCGACGCUGUAAGCGGAUAAAUUAAAUCGUAUCAAUACUUCACCGGGAUCAAUACGAAAGCAUCAUGGACCGGCUCGGGACACAUAAGAGCGGCUCGCGCUCAAUGGAGAUAUGUUUGCGGAGCAAAUCCUUAAAUUUGGAGCAAAUCCGGUCCCUUUCCGCGCCGUUCUCUAACGGGAGGUUUGAAGGUACCGUGUUAUUAAGUGCUAGCUGUGAUGAUGAGGGAAAAAGCUUUCACCAAGCCCCGAGAAAUGAAAGAAAAGCGACCGGACGCAAAGUGGCGGACUCGGAGCUCAACUCUCCCGCGUCUCGGAUGAAUGAGAAUCGCCUUAUGAAUGCAGUGAAGCGGAGCGCGCACUUUUCUCCUUUACGAACCUCAGCAUCUACCGGGGGUACAGAUUCCGGCUUAAGUGGGGUUCAAAGCAGUCUCACCAAAGGCAAAGUUAAAGGGAUUAUAGACCGCCAAGGAAAUAUAAAGGACGUGAUGAUGAGGAGAGCGAGAUGCGGGAUGUGGGGUUGGAUAUUUGCCCUUGUGUUCUUCUGGAAUACCCACAUGUUGCGCGCCCAAGACGUCGCCCCGUACUUCAAAACAGAGGCUGGAGGUGAACAGACGCACCUGGAGGGCAACAGACUCGUGCUCACCUGUUUGGCCGAGGGCAGCUGGCCGCUGGAGUUCAAGUGGAUCAGAAACACCACAGACAUCACAGAAUAUUCCCCUGAGUACAGGUACAAGAUUGCAUCGUUAGAUCGCGAGGAUGCGGGCGUGUAUCAGUGCGUAGUGAGGAACAGGAUGGGAGCGUUGAUCCAAACCAGAGCCGAUGUUCGCGUGGCUUACAUGGAUAGCUUCGCUGAACUGGAACAGAGAAAAACGAUCGCUCAGGGAAGGGCGGCCAUUCUGAAUCCCCCCGCUGUGGCUAGUUACCCGCGCCCUCAGGUCACAUGGUUCAGAGAGGGCUACAAAAUCAUCCCUAACCAUCGAAUAGCAAUAACAUUGGACAAUCAGCUCGUGGUGUUGGGUACGACAGCAGCGGACGCAGGCCGGUAUUACGUGCAGGCUGUGAACGAACGCAAUGGAGAAAACAAAACCAGCCCUUCAAUUUAUCUGAGUAUAGCAAUAAACAAGAGGAGUCGUGGUUCUCUUGACAGUGUUGCCCCCGCUGAAUUGGUUGCCCCGGUGAUCGUGAUUGCACCUAAGAACACAUCAGUGGUUGCCGGGGCGAGCGAGGCUACUCUCGAGUGCGUCGCUAAUGCGAGGUCUCUUGACAGACUGCAGGUGUUCUGGAAGCGUAAUGGGGUGAGACUAACAACAGGAGUGGACUCGUUCGGUCGCAGACUGGUCAUCAGUAACCCCACUACAGCGGAUACGGGGCUGUAUGUGUGCGAGGCGGCUCUCAGAAACAGCAGCCAAAAAAGCACCGAGGCCAAAACGUACUUGUCAGUCUUGGAGCCUCCAUAUUUCACGUCAAGGCCAAAAAAGACAGUGAUAACCGAAAUUGAGAAAAACAUUGAACUUCAGUGUCAGGUCAAAGGGGUUCCCAUGCCAAAACUGGAGUGGUACAAAGAUGCUGUUCCUCUGUCUAAGCUGAACAACACUCGAUACAAGCUCACCUCGAUGAUUCUACAAGUGCGGAAGGUUCAGCCGGACGACACGGGAAUAUUCCAGUGCUUUGCGGAAAACACGGCCGGACAAAUCCAGGCAUAUACCAACUUGGUUGUCACAAGCGUGUCACCAUCUUUCACCACUCCCCCUUCUGACAUCACCGUGACUGACGGAACGUUAGCCGUCUUCAGCUGCGAGACGUCCGGAGCCCCCAGACCUGCCAUUGUUUGGAGAAAUGGUUCCCAGGUGUUAGCGAGCGGAACGGUUCAGGUGCCUCGUUUCACUCUGCUGGAAUCCGGAGGGUUGCAGAUUUUACCCAUAAUGCUGAGCGAUGCCGGAAACUACACAUGCUCUGUGUCUAACACUGAGGGAUUAGUCAGUGGCACUGCAGCUCUGACCGUCCUGAGCCGAACCUUCGUUUCGAUGGCCCCGGAGGAUCAGCGCGUCAUCAAGGGAACCACCGCUGUCCUGAACUGUGCAGCAACCCAUGACCCAAGAGUCACAGUGAGGUACUCUUGGAAGAGAGGUAACCGCAUGCUGAGCGUGUCGACUGGCGGCCGAGUGUCGAUGAGAGAAGGCUCCCUUCACAUCAGCCAGACGUGGUCAGGAGACAUCGGAGACUACACCUGCAGGGUCACCUCGCCAGCUGGAAACGACUCGAAAACCGCCCGUCUGGAAGUCAUAGAACUUCCCCAUUCGCCACGUAACCUGCAGGUAGCACUUAAUGAGACGGACAGCAGAACGGUUCUUCUGUCGUGGGUUCGACCCUUUGACGGAAACAGCCCUCUUCUGCAUUACAUCAUUGAACUCUCUGAGAACAAUUCACCGUGGAAGGUUUACAUGGCUGACGUUAGCCCUCCGCUUACCAGUUUGUUAGUCAGUGGUCUGACACCAGCCAGGACAUAUCAGUUCAGAAUAUGUGCCGUCAAUCAGGUGGGACGUGGACAGUACAGCCCCGAGACAAACAGGCUGAUGCUGCGAGAGGAACCACCCAGCGCGCCUCCCAAAAACAUUGUGGCUAGUGGUCGAACCAAUCAGAGCAUCAUGGUCCAGUGGCAGCCGCCCCCAGAGCUACAGCUCAAUGGAGUCCUAAGAGGAUAUGUGCUCAGAUAUAGAUUGGCGGGUCUGCCUGGUGAGUUUCAGCUGAAGAACAUCACCAGUGCAGAGAUUAAUUACUGUCUGAUUGGAGACCUCAUCAUCUGGACGCAGUAUGAGAUCCAAGUGGCUGCCUACACUGGAGCCGGUCUGGGGGUGUACAGCCAGUCUGUCACUGAGUACACACUGCAAGGAGUGCCUACAGCGCCCCCACAAGACUCGGAGGCUGUCCCUGUCAAUUCCACCACCAUCAGAUUCACCUGGACGCCACCACCUCAACAGUUCAUCAAUGGCAUCAAUCAGGGGUACAAGCUGCUGGUGUGGCCUGAACACUGUCCGGAAUGCAUUACCAUGGUGACUAUUGCCCCUGAGUUCCACGGGUCACGUCACUAUGGUUACGUUACCGGUUUAAAGAAGUUCACAUGGUAUGAAACGGCGGUGCUUUGUUUCACCACGCCUGGCGACGGCCCAGCUAGCACGCCACAGCUUAUCCAGACGCACGCUGACAAACCAGGCCCGGUCUCUCACCUGAGCUUUACUGAGAUCCUGGACACAUCUCUGAAGGUUAGCUGGCAGGAACCCAAAGACAAGAAUGGCAUUAUCACAGGCUACGUCUUAUGUUGGGAGGAAGCCGGGCAAAACGAAACCCGCGUAAUGCACACCCUAUCCAACUCCACACUGGUGUAUAAAGUAACCGGGCUCACCUCGCUAACCACGUACACACUGCAGGUGGCCGCAGUAACACAGGCCGGAACGGGAAUGGCCACUUCGUCGACCAUCUCGACAGGACUUCCUCCAGAGCUUCCCGGCGCGCCGUCGAACCUGGUCAUCUCCAACAUAAGUCCUCGCUCCGCCACCAUCAGGUUCCGCCCCGGCAGCGAUGGCAAAACCGCCAUCUCCGAAUGGAUCGUGGAAGGACAGGUGGGCGCUGCUAAGGAGGCAGAGGAGUGGAAGGUCCUGUAUGAGAGAGACAAUCCACCAACCUCUGGAGACUCUCUGGAGAUUCCAAAUCUCAUCCCCUUCACCCAAUACAGGUUCAGAAUGAGGCAGGUGAACGUGGUGGGUUCGAGUCCGUUCAGUCAGCCGUCCAGUGUUAUGCAGACCCUCCAGGCCAGUCCAGAUGUGGCUCCCGCAGAUCUCAGCGUGCUGUCCGCUACUGAAACCAGCUUGAGGAUUCGCUGGGAGCCACUUGCAGAAGCAGAUUACAAUGGAAAUCCAGAAAGCGUGGGCUACCGCAUACGUGCUCGGAGGUCGGACGGGCUCGGGCAGCCACGGAUGGAGACGGUUAAUGACCGUCAGUCUCGAGAGGUGACAGUGGAGGGUCUGGAGGAAUGGAUGGAGUAUGAGCUGAGCGUUCAGGCCUUCAAUGCCAUCGGCUCUGGACCCUGGAGCAGCCCAGUGCUAGGCAAAACUAAAGAGUCAGUUCCCUCUGGGGCUCCAGAAAACGUGAGCGCUGAAGCAAUGAGCUCUACAAGUAUACUGGUCACCUGGGGGUCAGUCCCUGAGCACCAGAAGAACGGCCACAUCCUUGGAUACAAGGUAUUAUACAAAGAGAAAGAUUUGGAGCAGGCUCCCCAGGUCCAGCCGGUGAACGGGAACCAGGUUCACUCUCUCCUUUUGCGGAACCUGAGUAAGUUCAUCCUGUAUGAAGUUCAGGUGCUUGCGUUCACGCGUGUCGAAGAAGGCCCACCCAGCAUUCCCCCCACAAUUGAGAGAACUAGGGGCGACGUUCCGGGUCCACCUGUCAGGUUGAUGUUUCCAGAAGUGCGACUCACAUCUGUGAGGGUUGUCUGGCAGCCUCCCUCCGAGCCAAAUGGUAUUAUUAUGGGUUAUCAGAUUUCUUACCGACUGGAUGUCAAUGACCCCAACAAGUUCACCACGGUGGAGGUGGGGUCCAACGCGAGGCAGUUCACAGUGAGCGGUCUGAACCCAGAGUCUGCAUACGUGUUUCAAAUCCAGGCACGUACACAGCAGGGAUGGGGACCACCGGAGGAAGCCAUUGUCAUAACGACGGAGAAAAGAGAACGGCCUCAGCCACCUCGCCGACUGACCACACCGCAGAAAGGGGUGGAGUCCCGUAAGCUUCGUCUUCAGUGGACAGCGGGCGGAGAUGGCUCGUCCCCCGUGCGCUACAAUACCCUGCAGACAUUAGAGCUGCCGGAUGGAGAAUGGAAGACCCACACGUCCUCCAUCGGUCAUAACAACACCUCCUGGGAUGUGGAUAGGUUGAAGCCGUACACCUCUUACAAAUUUAGAAUGAUGGCCACAAAUGAUGUGGGUGAAAGCGCCUUCAGCAAGGAAACCGAGCCAGUUACCACACUGCAAGAUGUACCGGGUGACGCUCCUACUAUUUUGCAUGUCAGACCGUCCACCACAACAUCCGUGAUCGUCCAGUGGCAGCCGCCUCAGGAGGGGACUGUGAAUGGGAUUCUUGUAGGAUAUCGCGUGUAUUACCACGAGCUUCCGCUCGAACACGCCACGGCUGAACCAAAAACGGCAACCAACCAAUCAACAAUGAGUCCUGAGUUCAGAGCCAGGAGCACUUUUAAGACAGUGAGCAGCCCUUCAUUAACGGAAUUUGAAUUAACUCAGCUCACCAAGUACCGGCGCUAUGAAAUUGUCAUGACGGCAUUUAAUGUUGUUGGAGAGAGUCCCUUAAGUGCACCUGUUGAGGUGUUUGUUGGAGAAGCAGCUCCUUCAGUAGCCCCUCAGAACAUCCAAGUGAAAGCUGUUUCCUCCUCUCAGCUGGACGUCGAGUGGCAGCCUCCGCCUGUAGAGACACAGAACGGGAAUAUUCAUGGAUACAAGAUUCACUACUGGGAAAAGGACAAGCAGAAUGACACAGAGAAGGAGCUUGUUUUGUUCAUUCCCGAGACGUCUGUGCACCUGAAGAAUCUGACGUCGUACACCACCUACCACAUUCAACUGUCUGCAUUUAACGCAGCGGGGGACGGCCCACUCGGCGCUGCCCGUAAAGGACGAACGCUGCAGGCUGCUCCUGGGCCACCCAGUCAUGUUCUGUUCUCAGAGGUAACAGGGAGCUCAUUGAAUGUGUCGUGGGGAGCACCUCUUCAGCCCAAUGGAGUGCUUGAAGGGUACAGAGUGAUCUACGAGCCCACGGCACCCGUUCAUGGUGUCAGUAAGAUCGUUACGGUGGACAUCAAGGGCAACUGGCAGCGCUGGCUGAAGGUUCGAGACCUGAUGAGGGGCGUGGUCUAUCGCUUCAAGGUCCAGGCUCGAACCAUCACUUACGGACCUGAACUGGAGGCCAAUAUUACCGCCGGACCAGUAGAAGGCUCACCUGGUUCGCCCUUGCAGACCUCAAUCACAAAAUCAGCAUCAGCUCUGACGCUUCAUUGGUCAGAGGGUGCUGAAGGGGUGGGACCUGUCACAGGAUAUGUCAUUGAAUCACGUCCAUCAGAUGAAGGAUUAUGGGAUACAUUUGUCAAACAUCUCCCACCUGGGAGCUUCUCGUACACUAUUAGUCUGGACCGCCUACGUUCAGGUGUGGCCUACGAGUUCCGUGUCAUCGCCGUCAACCGUUUCGGCUACGGGGAUCCCAGUCCGCCUUCCACUGCCAUGUCUGCUCUGUCUGAAACGCCUUUCUAUGAGGAGUGGUGGUUCCUGGUUGUCAUGGCGCUGAUCAGCCUCAUUCUGAUUCUGAUGGUUGUGUUUGGUUUGCUUCUGCUGGGACAGAACAAGAAGUACAGGAGCUGUGGUACAGGAAAGCAUAUCUCCACUGUAGAAGAGGCUGUAACCCUCGAUAAUGGCGGUUUCACGGCAUUAGAGUUAAACAGCAGACAUCUGAAUGUGAAAAGCACUUUCCUCAAGAAGAAUGGAACGAGGUCACCACCACGGCCGAGCCCGGGUGGGCUGCACUACUCAGAUGAAGACAUCUGUAACAACUACAACGGGGCGGUUUUAACGGAGAGCACCACCCUCACAGAGAAACCCACAGAGCUCUCUGAGUCAGAGGUGAGCGACAGUGACUACGAGGACGAGCAUCCCAAGCACUCGUUCGUCAAUCACUACAUGAGCGACCCCACCUAUUACAACUCAUGGAAGCGUCAGCCCAAAGGUGUGAAAACCGGUGGAGGCUUCGAAGACUGUACCCCGACAGACGCGGAGGGGGGUUAUUAUCAGACUGUGGUGACCCAGCACAGCGUAGGGGGCGUCUACACCCCCACAGGACAGCCCGCACCGGGAACACGCACCCCAGUGACUGGCUUCUCAUCGUUUGUCUGAUUAACUUACGAGAUCAACUCAAAAACAAGCGGGAGGCUGACAAACAGGACCCUGAACGGGACCAGUCGCGUUGUCACGGAGCAUCAAAGAAACUGAAUGUGUUUUCCCAGAGACGAAUAUCCUCUAAUUCCCCCGAAAUGUGUGUGUUAGAUCUCCUCUCUUCAAAGAAGGGAAGGUAUUAAAGUAUCUCAUUGUUAAUGUGUUAAUCAUUUCUGGGUGGAUUUUGGAAGAUUAACCGCGACCCGACGGGAGCGGAGACUUUACACUGUGAGACUCUUUAGCAGGAGGCGAUACUCAUUUCUCAAAGACUCAAAGAACCACAACGGAGGCCGGAAAUUCCUUUGUUGUUCCGUAGCAACUCCGCGGGAUUAGUCGUAAUGUGUGGACAAACACACGCUCGAGUGAUUCAGCGAAUAACUUCCUCACCUCACCCAUCCCUGAAACUCUAUUUGAAGAUCGCCGGAAAUCUGACUUGUACAGUGUGUGGUAGAUUGGAAUAACUUGUUUGUGUGUGUUUUUGUGUCGAAGAUGGGUGAAAGAAGCACUGAAAAAAAACUGCCUUUGCACAUGUAUUGCUCUCUUAAACCAAGAGAGUGAUGCUUUAUCCAGAAAGAAAACGUGACCCUGCCUGUGAAGACCCAGCUCAAGGCAUUUUUUUGUGAUUUACUGUUUUCUACUUCAAAUCAUCCUAGUGAAAAUAUAACCUUGAUAUCUUUAAUAUUGACUGAGUGAGGCCAUGUCAAAUAUUGAAAUCAUUGUGAAAUUAUUGGUUGAUAUCAAACUUUGAGGCUCAAAACGUCAGAAUUAGAUUUUGAGACUUUAGGCUGUUUUUCACAGGCCGGGUCACAAACGUGCGCUCACAACAGAUGCUUUCUUAGGUUAGCAAUACUGUAUGUAAAUGAUGCUGGAUGUGUGUAUAUUUUUAGGAUCACUUUUGUACGAACAACGUUUUUACUGUUGUGCAGAUUUGUGCCAAGUCGACGUAGUUCUUUAGUGACGUUCAUUUCUGCAAGUCACAAUCACGCUGUUUGUUUGACUGGCUUGCUGUGUGUGUACAACCCAGUCACCCAGAGAGUUGAUAAGAAAUCCAAAUAUACACCGAUUUUUCAUCUCAUUCGAUGUUGAACAAGUAUUUAUUUCACUAUGAAAGAGAGUGCUGAAUAAAUAAAACGCACAGGUAAAAUGAUCAUAAUUGUGGUGCACAGAAGUUGAGAGUGGUGUUACAGAUCUGGGGUGGGAACAAAAAGGUUGCCAGUUUGAACCCUUUAAAGGAACAAUUUUUUACUCGACAAAAAUGAGAAUUCGUUCAAUCGUUUACUCACUCUCGUGUCAUUCAAAACCUGUAUGAUUCUUUCGUUUGUGAAAAAAAUGAGAUAUUUUGAGAAAUGUCUUAGUGGUUUUGUGUUCAUACAAUGGAAGUCAAUGGGGACGAAAGUUGAUUGGUUACCAACGUUCUUCAAAAUAUCUUCUUUUGUGUUCUGUAGAAAAAAGGGGAAAAAAGGUUUGAAACAACAUUUUUUCUUAUAGGUAUACAGUAAUUCAGACCCAACACAUGCAGUAGGCUGUGUUUAGAAUACUAAAUUCUAUUUUUUUGUAGUAUACAGUACACUGAUAAGAAGUUUAUAUGUUGGAAAAAAUAAUACUGUACUACAGUAUAUAGUGACAUUUAGAUAUCUCAUAUUUGCCCUUUGGUUACUGAGGUUAAAGGCACAGUUUACUCGAAAAUAAGAAUUCUGUCAUCAUUUACUGACCCUCGAGUGAUCUGUUAUUUAUCAAAUGUCUUUGUUCUGAUGAACACACAGAAAGAUAUUUGGAAGAAUGCUUGUAACCAAACAGUUCUUGGCCACCAUAGACUACCAUAGUAGGAAAAUAUUACCCCAGAAUAUGCCCAGAGCGAUUUGCUUUCCUACAUUUUUAAAAUAUCUUCUUCUGUGUUCAACAGAACAGACAUUUAUAAAGAACUUUUUCCUACUAUGGUAGUCACUGGUGACCGAGAACUGUUCGGUUACAAACAUUCUUCUUAAUUUCUUUCUCUGUGUUUAUCAGGACAAAUUGAUACAGAUUUGGAACAACUCAAGUGUGAGUAAAUGAAGAAUUUUUAUUUUUGGGUGAACUGUUCCUUUAACACAGGUACUGUAUGUAUAACAAGACUCCGUACUUCAAACGCAGUGGCCGAACUUGGACAUACAAUACUUGUGUGAAUACGUCUAUUCUACGCAAAAUUCAUCAUUUAUAACAAUGAAUAGACAUGGUCGGUCUACUUGACAAGUUCCGCAUCUAAAUGAGCAACGCAUUAGGUUAAAGGACAGGAAGGACUAUGCAGAGUAUUGUUUAUCUGAAUGACACAACUGUAUGCUCUUCAAAGCAACUAAAAUGUUAGUCGAUGUUCCUACAGCUAUAUUACCCACAAUGCAUUCUGUAUGCAUUUACCAGCAUUGUACUCAAGUACUCUUAAAGUGAGUCGUUGUGUGUUGAAAUAGUCAACAUGUGCAGUGUGUGCAUCACAAUGAACACUUACACUAUCGUGGCAUUGAACCGAAUCGAGCCUGUAGGUCACAAUUGCUUUUGUAAAACAAUACGCAUUUGUCUUUUACAUUUUUGUAACUGCUGCGAUUGUUUUUUAGUUUUCUGAACCCUUAACCCUAAGUAUUUAACUUUGAGCACCGUUCUCACAACUGACAAAAAUCAUACUUAAACUGUGAUAUGUUUAGUGGUGUGUUGUUCCUUUAAACUUAUUAUUCUUACAUUGAAGGAACCCAAGCUAUGUUUAGUGUCUGCAAUAUCAUGAACACCUUUUCCCCCCAAAUGUACAAAAUCUACCUACAAUUAAUUUUACAUCCCUUUAGUGUAAUAAAUAAAACCACUCGGUUUAUAACUUCAUGCAAAUUCCCCAAGCACUAAACCAGACAGAACUGUAUGUGAUCCAACUAUACAUCCAAAAAGCCACACAUUGUUUUACAUCUAGUCAGCAGACUGUAGCUUGCGAGUAAUUCUUUCCACUUGACAUUUGAGCACAUGACAUGAUGUUGGUAAAUUCGCUGACAUUAUUCCCUAAACAAAUGACCUUGCAGCUCUCUUAUUUACAAUAAUGGCGACUGAAAGGCAACAGAAGUCAACGUUAUUUGCUGCGUUCAUGCGAUGCAGUUUCCUGUCUUCUGUAAAAUGUUCAUUGAAGAGAUCCACCGUGGCCCUUUAAAAGUAUUUGGGUGCUCCGUUAUACCUACAAAUGUAUACAUCUUAAUAGAUUACAUUAGUAAAAUGACAAACAUAUGAUGUUAACCCCCCCUCACAUUCACAACACGUUUUAUGUCACAGGUGUCAAACACAUUUUUGUAUCUAUUUCAAUAACAGUUUUUAAAUGUGGCUCAAAUCUUUUUUAUGGUCCGCUGUUGCAACCCUUUAUCAAUAUUAUGGCCUGUGAUAUUGAGGCUUUAUCAUUGUAAUGCACUUGUUUUGAGUACUACGAUUAAAUG
This is a messenger RNA of Triplophysa rosa, 10912 nucleotides long. It is a transcript of the gene sdk1b, whose product is annotated as sidekick cell adhesion molecule 1b. Bases 564 to 7439 code for a protein of 2291 amino acids. The record is from RefSeq and is a predicted model, not a curated record. Gene Ontology annotation, biological process: cell-cell adhesion. The transcript is spliced from 47 exons. Gene Ontology annotation, molecular function: protein binding. NCBI's taxonomy places the organism in Eukaryota, Metazoa, Chordata, Actinopteri, Cypriniformes, Nemacheilidae.